AUGGGGGGGGGUCUGGAGGGCACAGGGGAGUAUUGGGGUCACAGGGAAGUGCUGGAGAUGCUGGGAUGGAAGUGGGGGGUCUUUGAGGGAGGGGCUGUGGGCUGCAGGGCCGACUUCUUGUGUUCCCCCCCAGGGCUGAAGAGGAGCCCAGCAAUGGCCGCCGAGACACUGAACUUUGGGCCGGAGUGGCUUCGGGCUCUUUCAGGGGGGGCUUCUCUCCCGUCCCCCCCCCCAUCCCCUGCCCUCCCCCGGCUCCGUUCAGCAGCCAAACGUUACGGCCGGGAGGAGAUGUUGGCGCUCUACGUCCCCGGUGAUAAGGCCCCAGAGGAGAUCCAGGAGUUCGCCGCCAUCGCUCAGGAGGAGCCGCUGCCCCCAUUGGCGCUGCUGCCAUUGACUGAAGAGGAGCAGAGGAACUUCUCGCAGUCGGUGAACAGCGUGGCUGUGCUGCGGCUCAUGGGCAGAGCUGGGGGGGGCUCCGCUGCCGGGGGGGGACGGGGCCGUGUGGGCACCCGAAGUCGAGGUCGGGGCCGUGCUGAGGGGGGUUUUUUCCCCCGUGGGGCAGAGGAGCCCGAAGGUUUCGGUCGUGGCCGAGAGGUGACCAGGAGCCAAAGCUGGGAUGACAGAGGGGAGCGACGCUUUGAGAAGCCCCCGCGGAGAGAUGGAGGCCGGGCACCCUUCGAGGAGUCAGGAGCGGGGGGGGGUCCGCGGAAGGAGCCCCCCCGUUCUGACAGCACCAACUGGAGGGCGCUGCGGGAGGAGCCGGGGGGCGACGACGAGCUGGGGGCUGGGGGGGGCAACUGGCGGCUGGGCCCCCCCCCACGGCCACACCGGGACCCACAUGGCAGGGAAGGAAGGAAGCGAGCGAUGGAGGGGAGCAGCCCACGUACCCCCCCGUUGCGGCGCCGCGGAAGCGGAACCUUCGUGGGACGUGAUGUAACGACCGAUGGAACACGGGACGGAAACGAGGAGGAUGACGGGAACCGGAAUGGCCGGACGGUAAAUCCGGGACGGAGGAACCGGGACGGGGACGUGAUCGGAAGCGGGACGCGCUGA
Messenger RNA from Coturnix japonica (Japanese quail), 1053 nucleotides. The record is from RefSeq and is a predicted model, not a curated record. NCBI's taxonomy places the organism in Eukaryota, Metazoa, Chordata, Aves, Galliformes, Phasianidae.